AAUAUUAUUUAUUCUUUUUCUAGUGAAUAAAUUAUUAUUUUCUGAAUGUCUUCAAGUUUGUUCCAUGAAGUAUCAACAUGAAGAAUGUCACUGAAGUUACUGCAUUCGUACUGAAGGGCUUCACAGACAAACUUGAACUACAGAUCAUCUUAUUCUUCCUGUUUCUAACAAUCUACCUCUUUACUCUGAUGGGAAAUUUAGGACUGGUUGUAUUGGUCAUUGGGGAUUCCCGGCUCCACAAUCCCAUGUACUAUUUUUUGAGUGUGUUGUCAUCUGUGGAUGCCUGCUAUUCCUCAGUAAUUACCCCAAAUAUGUUAGUAGAUUUCAUGUCAAAGAAGAAAGUCAUUUCAUUCCUUGGAUGUGCAACACAAAUGUUUCUUGCUGUUACCUUUGGGACCACAGAAUGCUUUCUCUUGGCUGCAAUGGCAUAUGACCGCUAUGUAGCAAUCUACAACCCUCUCCUGUACUCAGUGAGCAUGUCACCCACAGUCUAUGUGCCACUCAUCGUUGCUUCCUUUGUGGGUGGCAUUUUGCAUGCUUCUGUACACACAGUGGCCACAUUCAGCCUGUCCUUCUGUGCAUCCAAUGAAAUUAGACAUGUCUUUUGCGACAUCCCUCCUCUCCUCGCCAUUUCUUGUUCUGACACUCACACAAACCAGCUUCUACUUUUCUACUUUGCGGGAUCUAUUGAGAUAUCUACUAUACUGAUAGUCCUGAUCUCCUAUGGUUUCAUUGUGUUGGUAAUUCUGAGGAUGCAUUCUGCUGAAGGAAGAAGAAAAGUCUUUUCGACAUGUGGUUCUCACCUAACUGGUGUGUCAAUUUUUCAUGGUACUGUUCUCUUCAUGUAUGUGAGACCUAAUUCCAGCUAUGCCUUUCAUCAUGACAUGAUCGUGUCAAUAUUUUACAGCAUUGUGAUUCCCAUGCUGAAUCCCAUCAUCUAUAGUUUGAGGAACAAAGAUGUAAAAGAAGCUAUGCAGAAAGUGUUCAAGAAAAAUUGA
This is a messenger RNA of Hyaena hyaena (striped hyena), 998 nucleotides long. RefSeq names its product olfactory receptor 5T2-like. The record is from RefSeq and is a predicted model, not a curated record. Lineage: Eukaryota; Metazoa; Chordata; Mammalia; Carnivora; Hyaenidae. Gene Ontology annotation, cellular component: membrane. Gene Ontology annotation, molecular function: odorant binding; olfactory receptor activity; G protein-coupled receptor activity. Bases 78 to 998 code for a protein of 306 amino acids. The transcript has a single exon. Gene Ontology annotation, biological process: sensory perception of smell; G protein-coupled receptor signaling pathway.